Messenger RNA from Fusarium sp. VM40, 6921 nucleotides. The record is from the annotation of a GenBank genome assembly. Lineage: Eukaryota; Fungi; Ascomycota; Sordariomycetes; Hypocreales; Nectriaceae.
AUGCGAAAGAAGCCUUUCAAGGAUGACCGCAGCCGUCGGGCCUCAAGAUACUCACGUUAUGAAAGGUCUAGAUCGCCGCGUGAUCGCUCUCCUGACCGAUUUGAUAGACCAGCACAGUACGCCGAUGGAGAUAGGCGCCGACCAUCCGAGACUCGACCCGGCAAUGGUGGUUUCCCACCAGGCCGCGACUUCGGUGAUCCCUUGCGACGUGAACCUCCUCGUGGACCAAAGGCCUUGAUUGAUGCGCCUAGUGGACCCCGCGGUGGAGGUUUCGGGGGCGAAUUUCGAGGUGGUCGCGGCCGAGGGCGCGGCCGUGGAUGGUCUUCAAGGGACGACAGUCGAGAUCGGGGUCGAGACAGGGACAUUGAUUUUCGUGACCGUUAUCACGAUGAUAGAAGCCGUGAACGCGACCGCGAUCGCGACAGAGAAUGGCGCGAGCCUAGGGAUUUCAGAGCACGUCGUUCACCUAUCGGCCGCGCGAGAUCACCCAACCGAGACUUCAGAGAUCGAGAACGUGAGGGACCAUUGGGAGUAGAUGCGGAUAGAUCCCGACGCGGCUCUCGCGAUGGAGGACCCCCUUCGGCAGGAUCGUCUUCUUCAGACCCCCAGUUUGGCAUGGCGCCCUACCCCCGUGGUGGAGGAUUUCAUCGAGGACGUGGCCGAGGACGAGGUGACUGGUCCGAAAGAGGACGUGGAAGAGGCCAUUACAUGGACGACAGGAGUGAUCGCUACCCACGCAGUCGGUCUCAGGAAGGUCGCUGGGGAAGGGAUCGUGACGACAGGGACCGGAUGGAUCGAAUGGAUCGUUAUGCUGACCCAGAUACCCGACGUGAAAUUCAACACGAACGUGAUCCCCGAGACCGCGAACUAUUCCGAAACAAAUUGGAAGCUCGCGCCAACGCUGGCCACGACUCAGGACUCUCUAGCAAGGAGGUGUCGCCACCACCUAUCGCGCCAUCUGCACCUGCUUUUGGAUCCGUUUCUAACAGGGGAUUAAGUGUAGGGGAGGGCUAUGUUCCUGCCAGUGCCGCAGCAAAGAUCCCGCCUACAGCUCCCAGGGCGUUUAAUGAUCGACCUCCUUCUGCUGGCCACGAUCCAGCUAUGCCUUCCGCUGGCCUCGGUAAGGCAAUGCUUCACGAUGGUCCCUCGAUUCCAGUCGGUCCUCGAGCCCAGCAGCCUCCACCUCCGCGACCUUCAAGCAAACAAUGGAUCAACCCGAAUCUGAAGAAAGCGCCCGAGUCACCCAAGCUGAUGCGAUCGCCGAGCUUUGUGCAUCAGCGGCCGGUUUUACGCCGUGAUAGUUCCCAGUAUGAUCAUUAUCACGACGACGAGAGACGCCCACGCAGCAGCGAUGCGAAAUCAGACUCCGUUUACGACAACCGUGCCCGAUCGAAUUACAGCGCAGAGCCAGGAGAAAUCACCGUUAAGUCCGAGCGAGAGUCCCAAUCUGCAAGAGCUUCUAUGGAUCGGGAUGCGCGGCCUAUUAAUGGUUCAAGGCGAGACUCUUAUCGGUCUGGUCCGUCGCCCACUAUGGAGAGCAUGCCUAGAUUUGCCCAGGCACCUGAUGAGCGUGUAAGAGAGAUGAGAGAACCCCCAAAGGAAUUGCCCAGGAGAAAAUGCGGUCGAGCAACUAUAAAGGCUGUUAGAUUUGAUGUGCCACCAAAACCAGUACCUGUGGAGCAAAACUCAGAAUCAGAUGAUGACGACGACAUGGCCGACUACUUUGAUAUGGAAAUUGAGAAGACGGAAGCUGAAUUAAGCAAGUUGGAAAUGCCGAGGCUUCCAACCCAAGUGAUGGCUCGUUUUGCGGCUCUGUCUCACGGAUCAAUGGUCAAGAUUGUCGGAGAGAGUGAAGGGCUUCUCAAGAUGGUGGAAGAACUGCCAGGAGCAGCAAAUAAGGUCACCGUCGAAAAUGCUGCAGAACCCGUACCGGUCGAAGAGGAGACGGAACAAGACAUUGAAAUGACAGAUGCUACCGACAACGAGAUCCAAGUCGAAUCUGAACCAGCAAAGACAGCAUUGCAAGAAGCUCAGACUGAACCCGAACCUGAGCUCGGGCCUGAGCUUUCGGUUAAUGUUAAAAAGUCCGAAGAGCCCGUUGAUGAACGCAUACCGAAGCCCUCGCCAGAAGUUACUCAAGAGAUUGCGGAACAGCCCACAGAACCGCCUGUCGAGAAACCUGCCGAACACAGCGAAAAGCCCGACGAGACAAUCGUCGAGAGCCCAGAAAAGAAACCUGAGGAAGACCGCGCUGAGAACGUCACUGAGAAGCCUAUCGAAAUUGCUGUGGAAAAGAGCGCCGAGAACAUUGUCGAAAUGGAUGUUAGGGACACUAUGCAACCAAUUGAGAAGGAGGAGACUCAAGAACUUGCUGCUGACACUACUGCUGAUCUUUCUGUCACUGCUAUUGUCACUUCUCCUGCCGCUGCCGAGCCCACUGCUGAGCCAAAUGCUGAGAAGAUGGACAUCGACCAACCUCCUGUUCAAACUGUUUCAGCUAUCCUUGAAGCCCCAAUGCUCCUUACUGACAAUACAGCCCAAGAUACGGUGCCCAUGGUAAUCGAACGUGUUCCUGAAGAGCCAGUAAUUCAGCCAGCGAAGGCCGACGACAGAUCCAACGAGACGACCAACGAGGCGCCCGCAGAAAAGUCUACUGAAGAUAAGCCAAGCGAAACACCAGUAGAGGCCAGCACCGAAGAAUCUGCACAGACACACACUGAGAUGGUUACCGAGACCGUUCCAGAAGUUACCCCCGCAAAGGCUGAUGAAGCCACCGCCGAGAAGCCUACUGAGACAAAUGCCGAUCUGCCUAUCGAGACUUUCGCGGAUAGACCUGAACCUCGAGCACACGAUCAUGUUGCGACUCACGAGACUGCUGUUAAUAUUAUCGCUCCUCAUGUUGUCUUACAGACGACGGAGACAGCGUCGAAACCGCCUAGUACGCCGUCGCAGGUCGACGAUGAUGAGACUGAGUCUGAGGAUGAUUCGUUCAUGAAUCUUGACACUGUUCGGCAAUACAUGACCACACCACCGAUUGAUAGUCUUCCUGACUACAGCUGUCAGCCCUGGGAUAAGGAUAGGGACUUUAUGCGCACACUGGAUUCUGACUCGGUUAUGGAUGAUUUUGUCAUCGAGCACUUGGACAAAAUGCAUAUUGAGAAGUCGACUGAACAGGAUCACGACAAAAAGAUUUACGCCAAAAACUACCUGCACUAUUUGGAAUUCACAAUGUCAAACGAUCCAGCUGCCGUCAAGAGUCGUGGAAGGUUCUCGGUCUCGACUGGUAUCGAAUUUACUGGAACAGUGACUCCUGAACCAAAACAUGAAGGGAGCGGGCGCGGGCGCCGAUUCGCAACUGAGCGAGACCUGGAACGAGUUCUGCAAGCAUCCAUGCGAGAGGACGAGGAAAGGAGAGAGCGUGAGCUGAGAAUGCAGCAAGAAAAGUACCGCACAGAUAAGGAAGCCGUCAUCCCGGAUAUGAUAUGGACGCAGGAGGACAGAGACAAUGCUAAGUACAUUGACAAAUCCGGAUACGUACCUGUUGACCGGUUGGUGUCGACAUGGCGUGUUCUGCCACCCGUCAACAACUUCAAUGAAGAAGAGGCUAGCUUGUUUGAGAAGAGAUACUUGGAAGCACCCAAGCAAUGGGGUCGGGUUGCAGAAGCAAUUCCGCAUCGCGACUUUGGCGCUUGCAUUCAGUAUUACUACAUGAAUAAGAAGGAUCUCAACCUGAAGGAGAAACUCAAGAAGCAGCCUAAGAGGCGCCGAAAGGGCAAGGCGAAGCAGCGAUCUAGUGCAUUGGUGUCGGAACUGGGCAACGGCGAUGGAGAAACUGAAGACAACCACGAGACGGGAGAGAAUGGCGAGAGAAGGCGUCCAAGACGCGCAGCUGCUCCGACAUGGGGUUUUGAACAGCCACCGAUCGACACAGAGAACUCAACACCCAAUGCCACACCCGGCAGACGAGGAGGGUCCGCCAAAGUUGAUCAUCUUGAGAAAAUUGAUGGAAGGAAGAGACGCAGAGGCCCCAAGGAGAAAGAGCCCAAGAUACCCAAGCCGAACCAGACCUUGGCCGCAGCACCAGUGCCAGUCAAAGGCAGGUCGAGGUCAAAUUCAAGAGCACUCAACACUGACAGUUCCUCCACUCCUCUCCCACCUUCGGAGGGCCUUCGAAUUCAGCCUCAGUUCGAGCAGCAUCCCGCUGGCAUGCAACCCCCCUUUUCUAUACAACAGCAGCCUAUCCCGAGCAUGGAACGCCCCGAAUCAGUUGCUCCCUCAUCCAUCUCUGAAGUCAUGGCAGCGCCAUCACUCCGACCUGAUCCGCCACCCCAACCCGCAAUGGCUACAUUCAAUCUAGCUCAUCAAACAUCAGAACGCAAAGCGCCAACCCAAGCAUCAAGUUACUGGAGUGUGUCUGAAUCUAAUGACUUCCCACACCUCCUGCGCUCGUUUGGUUCCGACUGGACAGGAAUUGCUGCUCACAUGGGUUCGAAGACCGCAGUCAUGGUCAAGAACUACUUCGUCCGUCAAAAAGAUCAAGGUAAGGCUGAGUGGGAGAUACUCGUUCAGGAGGCCGAGUUGAAGAAGAGUGCCGGUGAGAGGCUGCCUGAUCCCCCGCAGCCAUCAACAGGAGGACGAGGUAGGAGAUACGAUAGCUCGACUGCAACUUCUCGACCUCUAGCCGUUGCUCCAGGUAUUGAUAUGCAUGGUGAAACGUCGCAGCCCAAGAUGGAACCUGCCGUUCAACCUCCUCGUGGUCAGCCAUUCCCCAACUUUGGUGGUGUUCCCAUCGCCCAGGCUCCUGUUCAACAGCAACCCCUGGCACAGCCUCAGCAGCAGCCGAUGGUUAUGGGACAACACCCUGCUGCUCCACCAGUUACUCAGACAAUGUCACCGGGUCAAAGACCUCUGAGAGCUCCUGUGCGACAAUUCGGAUUCCCUGAUGGCGAACGCGAGCCUGGUGCGCGUGUACCGCUUCCACAGAAGGCCUCUUCUCGACAUCCCGGUGCAGAGCCACGUGAACAACGGCCCCUAGCCGCCGCACAGCCUCUACAGCCUUCGCCUCGCGAGGUCAUGAUGGAACACAACGCCCAGAUAGAGCGUCAAAAGAUGGACACGCAGCUGCGAGAACAAGAGCAACGCGAACUGGCUCGACAGACGGAGAGACAGCCGCUACGCGUUAAGCAAGAACCUGAGAUGGCACCACAGCCGCACCACUACGAGCAGUACGGUCACCGUCAACAAGGCAGCCUUGGCGGCCAACCGCUGGCGAGGCCGCCGCAGGAACCUGGACGACCUCCAUCAUAUGGCCCCCCUAUGCAGCAACAAGCUCCUGCACAGCCAAUGCGAAACCUAAUGAGCGAUCAAACACCAGUCCGCUCACCUCAAAUGGGCACACCUACCAGUCGUCCCGUGUCGUCGCUUCAGCAGAGGCCGUCAUCAGGAUCGAUGCACGAUCAAUAUGGCUCAGCCACACCUCAAGCUGGUACUCCAGUUCAAACCCCCACAGCCGCGCCUCCUCGUCAGACUGAACCUCGAAAGGGAGGUCUCAAUAUCAUGUCGCUCCUUAACGACGAGCCUCUGCCACAGCCUAAGAGAGUCAACGAUGUGACUAACACGCCCUCGAGACCAUCGCCUACUCCUCCACCCCAGACCAUAGGCCGUGCACUUCCGGGGCCUGCGCCGUCUUCUCAGAUGCGGCGCGGCGAUCCAGAGCCAUAUUCUCCUUACGGUAGAGGUACUCCAGGAAUGCCGUCUCUGAAGCCCACAUAUGCGGAUUCUCCUCAACCCCAGCACAUGGGUAGCUCUAGGGCGUCAAUCGGGGUUUCGCUCGAGGCUGCGGCAGAGAGAGACUACUACAGACAGAACCCUUAUCAGCCUACAAAUCACAGCAGGACAAAUUCGCCACAAGGUGGGCAUCGCUAUGCUCCACCUGGGCCUCAGUACCAGAACCAGGGAUACCCAACUUCAUACGCUGCUGCAGGUCAAGCAGGUCACGCUGGAUCACCGGGAGGGCAGUAUGGGUUGCAUCCGUCUUCCUCUCGCUCACGUGAAGUUCCCCAGGGUGGCCGUGAAACUUCGUGGCCGCCACCAGCGCCCCAACAACCUCCUUCAAGCAUGCAGCAACCAACUGGUUGGCCAUCACAGCCGCCUCCGAACGCAUCGCAACAACCAACGCAGCAGCAGCAGCAGCAGCAGCCUUGGCCGACGCAGCAUCCUUCAUCCAAACCUCAAACUCCUGCAUCGUCUUGGGCCCCUUCACAACCGCCUCCACAACAAUCUCAUCAUAUGCCCAUGAGGGACGAUGGACGAAAUCCCUAUUACGGAGGUGGGCCUGGUAUGCCGCCACAGCAGCACCAGAUGCACGCUCGCUAUCCGUCAACUGGGUCUCGUGGCCCAGAGUCGGUACCGCCGCCUACGCAAGCGUACCCUCGUUAUGCUUCCACACCUGGCCCCGGCCCCGGCCCCGGCCCCGGCCCUGCUCCAAGUAGAGACAUGAGAGAGAUGCCAGGCCGCACUUACACACCUAUUGGUUACGAUGCUCAUCAGCAUCCGCUAUGGGCGGCCAUGAAAAGACCUACUUUGAACAACAGCGCGAGGCCCUCAUUGGCGAGAUCGCAAUGGCAAGAUAUACCAUACCCUUUAGAACAUGGACCAUCCAGGGAAACAAAUGCUAACAUCCUGUUCUACCUACAGAGCUUCGAGCACGUCUUGGCCAAUAUCAACAAGCUGAACCGAUCUCUGGAGGCAGUCACUGCGGUCGGAAACGAAUUCUCCUCGGUCGAAGCGCUGUGGUCGCAGUUUGAAAACGUCAUGGGUAAAGAUAGCAAUGGCGAGGGCGAGACGGAACAGGCUGAUCAAACGGAGCAACAUGAUGAUGCUGGAGAAGGGGAUACGACGGUGAAGCACGAGGGUUCGUGA